GAAAAACUUCAAUAGAGAAAGAAAAGUUCAGUUGACUGUCCACUUAAUUCCGGUGGAGGCCAUAACACAGGAUCCAUCCCUUCCCCACACCUCUCAUCAGCGGCCGAUUCCUCGAAAAUGCCGAAAGAAAGCGGCAAACACUCGAAAACCUGCGUCGUAUUGGGCGGCCGGGGAUUUAUCGGCCGCGCAUUGGUGGAUCGUCUCCUCAAACUCGGUAAUUGGAACGUCCGAGUCGCCGAUUCUCACAAGUCUCCGGAGCUCAAGCCGUCAGAGCCGCUCCUGACCGAUGCGAUCGCAUCCGGCCGUGCCGCUUAUUUCCAGGUUGAUGUGCGUGAUAAAUCUCAAAUCAUGGAAGCUUUGAGGGGUGUAUCAGUUGUAUUUUUUACUGACUCUAUGGAUUUAUUUCCCCAAGAUUUUUAUCUUUGCUACAAAGUAAUCGUUCAAGGUGCAAAGAAUGUAGUGAAGGCUUGUCGAGAAUGCGGAAUUAAACGGCUAAUAUACAACAGUUCUGCUGAUGUAGUUUUUGAUGAUGUCCAUGACAUACGUGGCGGAGAUGAAUCCUUGCCAUAUUCUGGGCAUUUCUGGGAUAUGGUUGCUGACCUUAGGACUCACGCUGAGGCACUGAUAUUGUCUGCAAAUGGCACUGACGACCUCUUAACUUGUGCACUUCGUCCUUGCAAUGUAUUUGGACCUGGAGAUCCACAACUCAUUCCCUUGCUGGUGAAUAUGGUAAAAUCCAAUUGGGAUAAGUUUAUUAUAGGAAGUGGAAACAAUCUGUCGGACUUCACAUAUAUUGAUAAUGUUGCUCAUGCCCACAUCUGUGCUGAAGAAUCUCUGGGUGCUCAGAUGGAUACCGUGUCUGGCAAGGCCUUCUUUAUAACGAAUCUGGAGCCAAUGAAUAUUCGGGAAUUUGCAUUUAAUUUCCUAGAGCGCUUAGGCUACCCGAGGCCUUUCAUUAAUAUCCCGACUCACGUAUCUGAGCAUAUAUUUUCUUUUAUAAAAUUGCUUCAUCGGAAGUCAGAUUCCAAAAGGCUUGAUCCAUUCGUCUCUAUUUACAAGAUAGCUUCAUGCACAAGGACAUUUAGUUGUCUUGCUGCUCAGGAACAUAUUAAGUACUCACCAGUUGUUUCCCAGAAGGAAGCGAUGAGACUAACUGUUGAUUCAUUCUCCGAUUUGUCCGUAGAGCCAGCUUUUAUGAGAUACGGAUGCAGCGAUGAACCAUCCAAAAUAGAAAAGCAGUUAGGCGGUGGACAAGUUGCAGAUAUUUUGCUGUGGCGUGAUGAGAAGAGGACCUUUAUAUGUUUUGCAUUGCUUGGUUUUAUGUAUCACUGGUUUUUCCUGUCUGGGAAUACUUUUAUUUCAUCUCUUGCCCAACUGCUACUGCUAACCAUCGCGUUGCUUUGUGGGCACCAUGUUCUAUCAUCAUCUGUAUAUGGAACCACAAUUCCUAGAUUACCAUCAUCACGUUUUGAGAUCUCAGAAGUUGAUGUGAGAAGCCUUUUCUUCGCGAUGAAAUGCAUGUGGGAUAAGGUGGAAUUCCUAAUCAAGUCAUUGGCUCAAGGAGAAGAUUGGUUUAUCUUUUUAAAGGUUGCAUGUUUCAUGUAUGUUUUCAAGUGGAUUGUUUCUCAGUACUUGGUCCAGGCCAUUGGUAUUGCUUUGGUCUUUGUGUUCAGUUUGUGUUUCGUGUACGAACAAUACGAGGAAAAAAUAGACGAGAUAGCAGUAAUUGUAUACACGAUUGCCAGUAAGUUAAUUAUCUUGCUGGCUAGCAAAUUGCCAAAACCUAACUCUAGCUAUAAUCCUUUGACGAGAAGGGAUCUAAAUGUAGGUUGUUAGAUGGCAGGCAAUAAGAUCUUCGUCGUCCCUGUGUUUUUGUAACCUUAAGCUUGUAACUCUAUAUAACCAUUUUUGUAGAUAUGUAGUGUAAAUUAUUUACAUUAUUACAAUGAUAUACUACCACCAUAGAUAUCCUAAGAUUUGCAUCUCUUGCUCGAAUUUGAGGUGCUGGUAGUAUAUUUCUUUGGAAAUGUUUUGCAAAUAGUGAAUAGUACAAAUAGUUAUUCCAUUUUA
Messenger RNA from Salvia splendens (bonfire salvia), 2070 nucleotides. Its product is annotated as 3beta-hydroxysteroid-dehydrogenase/decarboxylase. Lineage: Eukaryota; Viridiplantae; Streptophyta; Magnoliopsida; Lamiales; Lamiaceae. The record is from RefSeq and is a predicted model, not a curated record. The transcript has 12 exons. Gene Ontology annotation, molecular function: oxidoreductase activity, acting on the CH-OH group of donors, NAD or NADP as acceptor. Bases 118 to 1836 code for a protein of 572 amino acids. Gene Ontology annotation, biological process: steroid biosynthetic process.